CAUCUCCGGCUUAAUUAGAGUGACGACGAACAUGUCUGCAAAAGUUAAGCCAAACCCAACUGCACCCAUGAUCAUCUACUUGUUCCCUCGUGUCAUCUCACUGCUAGCCUUGCUCCUUCUCGCAUGGGUCGUCGUUGUAGCCAGUGACACUGAGCAGCCACCAUACAAACCACUAGUUUCUCCUCUAGCAAAGGAUCGCAACACCUCGCUGUACACGAUCUCCAUCACCAAGGGCGCGCCCCUGGUCGUCGACCUCGCCGGCUCGCUCGUCUGGUCGACGUGCCCGUCCACGCACGGCACGGUCCCGUGCCAGUCCGGUACGUGCCGCGCGGCCAACCAGCUGCGCCCGCCCCGCUGCCGGUACGUGGACGCCGGCUGGUUCGGGGCCAACCGCGAGCCCGGCGGCGGCUGCGCCUGCGCCGGCCACCCCUUCAAUCCCGUCACCGGCGAGUGCUCCCUCGGCGAUCUCACCAGCGUGUCGAUGUCGGCCAACGCCACCGACGGCCGGAACACGCUGUACCCCGUGGAGUUCGCCGCCGCGGGGUCGUGCGCGCCCGACCGCCUCUUGAGAUCGCUCCCCGCGGGCGCCACCGGCGUCGCGGGCUUCUCACGGCAGCCGCUGUCCCUGCCGUCGCAGCUCUCCUCGCAGCGCGAGUUCGGCAACAAGUUCGCCCUGUGCCUGCCGGACUUGGCCGUGUUCGGCAACUCGCCGGUGAACCUGGGGCUCCGGUUCCUCCCCGACCUCACCGCCGUCCUCCCGCACACCCCGCUGGUGAGGAACCCCCGGAACGGCGCCCACUACCUCCCCGUCAAGCGCAUCUCGGUGCUCUGGGACCAGGACGUCGAGGUGUCCCUGCCCGCCGGCGCGCUCGACCUCGAUGCCAGCACGGGCCGCGGCGGCGUGGUGCUGAGCACGGUGACGCCGUACAUGGCGAUGCGCCCCGACGUGUACCGCUCCUUCAUCCAGGCGUACGACGCGGCCGUGAGAGGGAAGAGCUACGUGGUGGAGCGGGUGGCGGCGGUGGCGCCGUUCGAGCUGUGCUACGACGCGGGCGCUCUGCGCCCGCUGAAGCGGUUCGGCCGCGACGUGCCGACGAUCUCGCUGGAGCUGGCCGGGUCGACGCGCCCCUGGAUGGUGCCGAACGCCAACUACAUGGUGUUCCUGGACGGGUGGGUGGCGUGCGUCGGGGUGGUGGAGAUGGGGCGGGGCGCGGCGUCGCCGGUGGAGGACGAGCCGGCCGUGGUGCUGGGCGGGAUGCAGCUGGAGAACCGCCUGCUGGUGUUCGAUCUGGACAAGGGCGUGCUGGGCUUCAGCGACCUCAUCUGGUACAUGGAGACGAGCUGCAGCGCCUUCAACUUCACUCGCGCUUCCUAG
Messenger RNA from Panicum virgatum (switchgrass), 1375 nucleotides. Its product is annotated as chitinase CLP-like. Gene Ontology annotation, molecular function: aspartic-type endopeptidase activity. The record is from RefSeq and is a predicted model, not a curated record. The transcript has a single exon. NCBI's taxonomy places the organism in Eukaryota, Viridiplantae, Streptophyta, Magnoliopsida, Poales, Poaceae. Bases 32 to 1375 code for a protein of 447 amino acids. Gene Ontology annotation, biological process: proteolysis.